This is a messenger RNA of Rhizophagus irregularis DAOM 181602=DAOM 197198, 1101 nucleotides long. Lineage: Eukaryota; Fungi; Glomeromycota; Glomeromycetes; Glomerales; Glomeraceae. The record is from RefSeq and is a predicted model, not a curated record.
AUGAUGAUUUUUAAACCACUUGAAAAUCUAGAAUUUAAUGAUUAUGUUUUAUUGAUAUGUACAGUAUUAAUGACAUAUGUGGCACACUAUUAUUACAACUAUUUUACUCGUGUCAAUCCCUUACCCGGUCCUUUCCCAUUCCCAUUAAUUGGUAAUGUGCCUCAAAUUUAUUUGUUAUUUUAUGGAGAUGCACAAAUGUUUUAUGAUUAUUGUUACGAGAAAUAUGGUAACAUACAUGAGAUUUAUGAUUGUGACCGAUCUAUAAUUUUAUGUCGAAGAGAAUAUCUUGAAAAUUUUUUAUCUCUUUCGGAAAAAAACGCGCAUUGGAUGAGAUUUAACAAUAGCAUAAAACCAGAAGAAUUUGGAACUAAAGGAAAAGGAAUAUUGUUCAAUAAUAAUUUUAAAUCAUGGGUAUUUAAUCGUCAAUUUUUUUCACAAGCCAUUCUAUCACCGAAAUUUACCGAUGAAGCUAUUGAUUGGAUAAACAAACUUUUCGAUGAAUUAGAAAGUUAUUGGAAUAAAUUAUUUCUUGAAGAAAUUAUUAAAGAAAAUAAAGUUCAAUUGGAUUUUUCUGGAUGGUUUAAUAAUUUCACAAAUGAUAUAAUUAUUAGCUUGUUAACCGGUGAAAAAUAUUAUUCAAUGGCGGCUUAUUUUACUACACUUAGUGAUGAAAAAUCUCAAUCAGCAAUGAUUAAUGAUUCUGUGAAAUUAGCUCAAGCACUUCGUAAACAACUUUUGGGGGUAUCAUUUUUUCUAUUCAUUCCUUCUUUCUUACGAAAUUAUAUUCCAUUUUUUAAAAAUAAAGCAAAUGAUAUACUUAAUAACAUGGGAUUUCUUAAUCAAAGACUGGAUGCAAUUAUUAAGAGACGUAGAAAUGAAAUUGAUAAUACAUCAUUGGAUGAAUCCUUACCGCAUGAUAUGUUGACAUCGAUGAUUAUCAAAAAUACACCACGUGAUGAUAAUUAUUUCGAAACUGGUGAAGCCAACAGAUCUAUGACUGAUAGUGAAAUUCGCGUUAAUUUACUUGAAGGAAUUAUUACUGGAACUCAUAAGAUAAGAGAAAUCCUAAUUUUAGGCUUUUUUUACACUGUUAAUUUUUAA